AAGUAGAGCAACGGCCUCCCGGAGCGACCGACGACCAUCAGGACAGCGCUGAAUAAAGGGUGAAUCCACACCAGCCAGGCUCCUCCUCCAGACCGCCGUGACCGUGGAUGGAAGUGGCGGUGUCGGGAGACAUGGGACCGGAGAGAAUCUUGCCAAACUCGGAGGACGACCUGGGUCAGGAGCGGCCGUCGGACGGAGCAGUUCACGACGUGGUGGGUGUGGGCGGGGAGUGGAGCGGGGAGGACGGCGAUGAGGAGGAGGACGGAGGAGAGGGAGGCGUCGAGGAAGAGGAGGAGAACGCAGGGUACUACUACCAGCCGUUGAACCAGGACCCUGAGGGGCCGAACGGGCUGGAGGCAGGGGACCCCCACGCCGAGCAGAUACUCGAGGUCCAGGACCGGAUAGAGUCGAUGGGCCUGCACCUGCCCCCCCCUCCCGACAGUGAUGAGGAGGUGGAGCCAGAGGGGGAGGUGGCCGAGCGAAGCCACGCCUCCAUCCCCAUGGACCAAGACCAUGUGGAGCUGGUGAAGAGGACCAUGGCCGCCAUCGCCCUUCCCACCCUGGGGGUCCCGGCCUGGGCCCAGGCCAUCUCCGACGACCAGUGGACCCACAUGGUCCAGCACACCCUGCACACCCACCAGAGCAGCUCCGCCCUCCGCGGCCUGCCGGACGGGGACCCCGACCUGGACCCGGACCUGGACUGAACUAUGAACCCCCCCCCCCCCCCCUCCCCUUACCGGACUGUGACCUCCGUGUGACCUUGGCUAGGAACCCCGCUGACCUCUGGGAGAGAAGACCCAGCCUGUCGGGGAACCACCUGUGUUUAGAACCAGUUCGACUCCAGUUUAAACCAGUUCAGCUCCGGUUUUAAGCAGGUCGCAGCUGUUUCAACCAAUCCAAUUCCGAUAAGGUUUAGACCGUAUCAAGUCUGAGCUGGUUUGAACCAGUUGAAACCGCGUAUUCAACCAGUUUUAACCAGGGCUGCUAAAACCAGUUUAGACUGGCAUGGAUCCUGUUUAAACUAGUUUGCUGUUGUGCCACUGAAGCCCCUGUGAGCUCUAGGUGUUCCCAGUGUGUUGGUGUGUAGUGAUGUGCGUCCUGUCCUCUGACCCUGCAGCUCUGUGGUUAGGCUGUUUAAAUAAAGUUUUAUUGAGUGAACUUGACAAAAACUGGACCCUUAACAGUAAACUUGCAGAACUCAUCCAGAGUGGUCGGACAGAUGUCGUCAUGGUGAUGUUAUGAUGGUUGAAAUCCGACCAAUCAUAUGAUCCCGACCUGGCGCCGCCCAGUCAGAGGUCCGGGUCCAGGAGGUUUCUGCUGCUCUUCCCGCCCUUUAACCAACCAAUCCCAUAACCGAUCCGUCUCUGAACCAAUCAGAACCCUUGGUUCCCUCCCCCCUCUCUGUCUCCUACAUUCCACCCAGACGCUUCUGUGAGUUACAUUUGAUUGUUUUUAACUUUGUUCCUUUUUAUUGUCAAUACAGUACAACUAAUCAAUACAAUGCCGUCGUCAAUACUCUGAGGAGCAGGAGGAGGAAACGACAGCGCGGCGACGUCAGACCUCCUCUUAAUUCAGCUCCUCCGUACAAAAGCUUCCUCUGCGUGUGAUGCUCUACUCUAUUAAAGGACUCUGAUGUACUCGUGUGGGAGUGGCUUACAUGGUGCUGGCUGGGGUUGGGGACAGUCGUCUUGAUUUGAAAAUGGUGCCGUCUCUGAAGCUCCUCCUCCCCAGCUGGGGCGACGCCCCCCCCUGCGGAGGACAGGAGCCCGGCGGGACCGCAGGGGGUCCCGAUCACAUGACCCUCAUUGCAGCGCACUAACAGAACUCGGAUUCAUCCGCCUGUCAAGCCCUUUGAGACGGUAAUAGGGAUUCAGGGCUAUACAAAUACCAUCGAAUUGAAUUGAAACUUUAAACGCGGACGUUGCAACAGCUUCAGGCAUACGGGGCGCAUCCAAUAAAAUAAUAACACCAGAUUACUAUUUGGAUUACUAUGUGUCCGGCCCAGCGAGCAGCCAUUGGUUCGGUCGGUUUACCCUC
Molecule: messenger RNA, 2037 nt
Organism: Gadus chalcogrammus (walleye pollock)
Lineage: Eukaryota; Metazoa; Chordata; Actinopteri; Gadiformes; Gadidae
Gene: mea1
Product: male-enhanced antigen 1
Exons: 4
Coding region: 108-704 (198 amino acids)
Biological process (GO): spermatogenesis
Source: RefSeq, a predicted model, not a curated record